AUGAUAGCUGCUGCAUCCACUAGGUCGCUCUUCUUCAUCUCUUCCAAGGCGUCUUUUGCUCUCCGUUUCUCUUCGGCCUCUCUUAUCGCUACAAGAUUAUCAUCAGGCAUACCUCGAGUGUUUGACCUCCACACGUCCACUUCUGGCGUCACUGUCACCAAGCUGUCGCCCACGCCCUUCCCCACGAACCACUCCUCGCUGCGAGGGACGCUACUUCAAGCUUCCGGGAACGGUGUAGCUCUUCGCUUUUCGGGACCUCAGCAACAAUCGUUCGGUCUUCAACACCUCUCCGCUUCUCGAUCGGCCUCCACUUCUGACUCUCCUGCAAACGACGACAACGAAAUGGGUGCCAUCGCAACAGGACGGGUCGACACCACUCAGCGGGUCCAGGCUCUUCGUGAGCUCAUGUCCAAGCACGGCGUCGUCGCCUACGUCAUCCCUUCCGGCGACGAGCACGCUUCCGAAUACCCUGCCGAAUCGGACCUUCGUAGAGGUUACAUCACCGGCUUCACCGGCUCUGCCGGCUCUGCGGUCGUCACCACCGACAAGGCGCUUCUCUUCACCGAUGGGCGCUACUUCCUCCAAGCCGGUAAGCAGCUCGAGCCUACCGUGUGGACGCUCAUGAAGCAGGGAGAGCCCAGCGUGCCCACGUGGCAAGAGUACCUCUCCAAGAACCUCCCCGCCAACUCCAAGAUUGGCAUGGAUGCUUCGCUCAUCUCUGCAGACGAUGCCAAGGACAUCACCGCCGAGCUCACCAAGAUCGGGUCCAGCCUUGUACCCAUCCGCGAGAACCUCGUCGACCAGGUGUGGACCGACCGCCCGACGCGACCAGCCCAGCCCAUUUUCGUGCUCAAGGAAGAGACUGCCGGCCGUUCUUCGUCGGACAAGAUCCGCGAACUGCGAGACGAAAUCAAGAAGAAGUCGGCUCGCGGCUUUGUGGCAAACAUGCUCGACGAGGUCGCCUGGCUGUUCAACCUGCGUGGUACCGAUGUUCCCUACAACCCCGUCUUCUUCUCCUUUGCGCUGGUGCUGGUCGACAAGGUCUUGCUCUACGUCAACGACAACCAGCUCACCGACGACGUCAAGAACAGCCUGAGUUCCGAAGUCACCCUUCGACCUUAUGCAGAGUUCUACAAUGACCUCCACAAAGUUGGUGCUGAGCUCGGCGAGGGAGACAAGAUUCUUAUCGGGAAGAGUGCGUCGUUGGCUGUGCAGGAGGCGCUUGGAGGCGCAGCCAAGGUGGAGAUUGUUCGAUCCAUCGUCGGCGACCAGAAGUCGAUCAAGAACGACAUCGAGCUCGAAGGUUUCCGCCAGAGUCACAUUCGCGACGGCGCCGCUUUGUGCCAGUACUUCGCCUGGCUCGAGGAGCAGCUGCAUGCCGGCAACAAGGUGACCGAGUCCGAGGGAGCCGACAAGCUCAGCUCGUACCGCCAGUCACUCGAGCACUUCCGAGGCGAGAGUUUCACGACGAUCUCGUCUACCGGUCCCAACGGUGCUAUCAUCCACUACAGCCCGGACCCGUCGAGCUGCCCUGCGAUCGACGUAAACGAGCUGUACCUGUGCGACUCGGGUGCGCAGUUCACCGAUGGUACCACCGACGUGACGCGCACGUGGCACUUUGGCAAGCCCGCGCCGGAACACGUCCGUGCGUUUACGCGCGUGUUGCAGGGCCACAUUGCCAUUGACCGCGCCAUCUUCCCCAAGGGCACCACGGGGUAUUUGCUAGACGUGCUCGCCCGCCGUGCGCUGUGGGAGGACGGCUUGGACUACCGCCACGGGACGGGCCACGGCGUCGGACACUUCCUCAACGUCCACGAGGGUCCUCAGGGCAUCGGCACGCGCGCCGUGUUCAACGAGACCAGCUUGAAGGAGAACAUGGUAGUGUCCAACGAGCCGGGUUACUACGAGGACGGCAAGUGGGGUAUUCGUAUCGAGAACCUCGUUAUUGUGCGUCCCGCGAAGACGCCCAACAACUUUGGCAGCAAGGGCUACUUGACUUUUGAACACCUCACCAUGUGCCCGAUCCAGGUCUCGCUGAUCGACGCUGAUCUACUGACUAGGGAGGACAAGAAGUGGUUGAACGACUACCACGAUGAGGUGCUAGCCAAAGUGGGUCCUAGGUUGCAGAAGGAUGCUAGGGCGCUCGAGUGGUUGAAGAGGCAGUGUGCCGCUCGCGUUUGA
Messenger RNA from Sporisorium graminicola, 2181 nucleotides. RefSeq lists its product as uncharacterized. The coding region runs from base 1 to 2181 and encodes 726 amino acids. Lineage: Eukaryota; Fungi; Basidiomycota; Ustilaginomycetes; Ustilaginales; Ustilaginaceae. The record is from RefSeq and is a predicted model, not a curated record. Gene Ontology annotation, molecular function: metalloaminopeptidase activity. The transcript has a single exon.